Messenger RNA from Dicrocoelium dendriticum, 1002 nucleotides. The record is from the annotation of a GenBank genome assembly. Lineage: Eukaryota; Metazoa; Platyhelminthes; Trematoda; Plagiorchiida; Dicrocoeliidae.
AUGAGCUUUACAAUCGCAAGGAUUUUGGAUAGCUCCAGUGAACCGGAUAGGAAGAAAGAGGAUUCUUCGCGAUCUUGGUUGAAUUGUGCACUUGAUCAAUUUGAAAUGAAAGUCUACAGUGAAGGACAAGAGUCGCUAAGCUGUUCUUCAGCGGAUAGAGCAUAUCCUUCAGGCAUUCCGCUGACAGUCAUGGAGAAGUCUACGAACCUAAUUCACGAUCCCACGGACACGACAUUAUCCUCAUCCGGUUGCUCCACCCCUGCCGGUCGUGAGAUUACGGAGCUCACGGUAACCUCUGAUGGAAGGCCUCAGCGAGCUUGCGCUACUCCUCUUGGUCAUAAGCGAAUACAGAGAACUGCAUGUGAGUCAGGUGCGAAGCAUGAUUCCCAACACACACGAUUUCCUUCUUGGCAACCAUCCCUGAUGGCAAUUCCCAUCAUAGACAAGUUGAACACAUUUCAGACACCGGCAAAUGCACUCUCCGUCGGAAGCCAGUUGGAACAGCAAGGAUUGGACGACAGAUCGUUCGGUGAUGGUAACUCAUUGCCCACUCGUCCCCGUAGGCUCCGGACUACGUUUACUACAUACCAGCUGAAAGCCUUGGAGAUGGCGUUCCAGCUCAAUCAGUAUCCGGAUGUUCCCACUCGGGACCAGUUGGCUGCCCGAUUGAAACUCUCCGAUGGGCGGGUUCAGGUAUGGUUUCAGAACCGAAGAGCGAAAUUUCGCAAACAUGAAAGACUUCAUAUUGCAAGCAAAAGACUUAUCGACGAAUUCAUUCAGCCUUGCAGUCAAAGGUACACCUUCGAUUUAGCAGGAUCGUCCAGGCUUGAUGGUUAUCCAGUCACCAACACCGGCCUGUUUGGUUCCGCGAACACUGGACAGGUGUAUUGGACAGAAUUAAACGGGCUGAACACGGUUGACCCCCUGAUAUUGGCAGCCAUGUGUGCAGCUGUAACGAACACGCCAAACAACAGGAAGUCGAUGCUCACCAACACAAUCUAA